AUGACAGAAAAAUUCCUUUCGCUGUCAACGCAUAUCGUGGCUCCGAGUCAGACGACCGCCCUCAGUCCCAAAUCAAAUCCUUCCAUCGUGCAUCAUGUCUCUAAUAAGGUCGAGAUGGCUGAGGAAGAGCCGUACACCAUCAAGUGUAUUUGCAACUACUCUGACGAUGACGGGAACACGAUAUAUUGCGAAACGUGCGACACAUGGCAACACAUCGAAUGUUUCUAUCCCCACAACAUCCAGGAUGCUUACCGCGAAGACUUUGCUCAUUCGUGUGCCGACUGCAAACCUAGACUGCUGGAUCGCCAGCGUGCUAUCGAGCGACAGAGGUUGCGACACAGCAAGCCCACUACCGAGGGUGUAUCGGAGAAGAAGCCUAAGAGGCCGCCAUCCAAGAGCCACAAGAAGAAGGUUAAGCCCAACGACCUUCAACUGAACGGACACAGCGGAUCUGAUUCAAAUACGAAACACAAUGAUCACACACUCUUUCACCAGCACAAGAAAUCCAAAAGCACACACCGACCGAACCAUCCGAUUAGUUCCCAGGCUCUGAAGCGUAGUCCUUCCUGCGGCCAGAAGAAUGGCAACCCUCAUGGGCAUCCUCCUAGUCCGGCUACGACGCCCCCCGACCACCCUGCCGACCUCGAAAUCCACGACUAUUCGAGCGCUUUUCUCUCCUUGUAUAAUGACGACCGCGAUUUCCAAAUAGUCCAUUCAAAUUCCUUCGCGAGCCUCGUUAUCUCAAACCACAUAUCCCUCUGGCUUCGAGAUCGUGAAAAACUGUGGCGGGAGACCGGCCGCAAGUUCGAAGACGUCUUCCAGGACCUGCCUGCAAACAUCGAUUCGGUCAAGCGAACGCCAGUGGUGGCGCACAAGAAACAGCCCAUUGCCGAUGGAGAAUUACAAUGGCAGUAUCUAACCGCACCGUACGCCAUCGAGAAGGACGUUCCACUGGUGGAACUCAACGGCCAGAUUGGCAUCCAGAAGGAUUACUGCGAAAAUCCCGACAAUCGAUGGGCGGACCUGAGCUCACCUCUUCCCUUCGUCUUUUUCCAUCCUAUGUUACCAUUGUAUAUUGACACGAGGAAAGAAGGCUCGCUUGCCCGUUAUGUGCGGAGAAGCUGCAAACCCAACGCUGUAUUGGACACAUAUCUCUCCGAACCCUCCGAGUACCACUUCUGGCUGGUGAGCGACCGUCGAAUAGAACCUAACCAGCAAAUAACCAUCCCGUGGGACUUCCGACUCCCCAAACAGGAUGGAGACAGAAUGCUGAGGCUCAUCGGCAUGGGCGACGACGAAACUAAUUCUCAACCUGAGUUUGACGUCAACGACCUCGAAUUGUACCAGACCAUCUCCCAGUGGUUGUAUCAAAUCCUCUCGGAGUACGGAGGCUGCGCCUGUGAUCUAGGGUCAGAUUGCACAUUUCAACAAUUCCACCGGCACUACCUGCUCAGGUCGCAAUCCCAGUCCAACUCAAGCAGAAAGAGGCCUAGGAAACAAAAGACGCAUACUAUCUCUCCAACAAGUACUGGCCAUGCUACAAAUAGCCGUGCUCCUAGCGAGGGCAACGGGGAUGAUGGCGGGGAGAAUGACUCUGGAUCAUCGCGCAGUAAACCACCUAGCCGAGACAUGACCCCAGCACGACAAGGGUCUUUUGACACGUUAGGCAUUUUAACGGAGCCCACUGACAGAGACAAACGGAAAGUUGCCAUGGUUGAGGAUUCCUUCCGCCGUAUGGAGCAGCAACAACCACCACGAAAGAAGAAGCGAACUUCGGAUGGUACAGUGAGCUCAAAUACCUCGAAACAGAAAUCGCGCAACUCUGUCAGCCGGACCCCAGGUCUCCCGAAUGGAACAUCAGAGCGUCGCUACGUUGAUGCUGGAACAAACCGAAGCAUAUCUGGAUCUCCUUCAAGCGCCACAUCACCAUAUACUGCGGGUCACCACAACAAGUACACUACAUCUAGGCUUGGUUCCAUGCCAAUUCCGUCACGCAAUUCAUCCGAAGGCCCCCACCCAGAGUACUGCGAUGCUUCUGUUCAGACGGAUCCUGUAGAUGGGGAAUGGUUCAGCCCAACCCGCCAAUCAGCAAAGCCAAAGCGGCGUGUGGUAUCCCUUUCAAAGCGAUUGCUCGAGAACCGACAUCGCCUACGAGCAGACGAGGAACAGCGACGAAAGCCAUCAGCCGGUUCGCCAACUUCAGUGACAUCCGCUAUGAUUAAGAUGGAUUUGGACUUACCUUCAAGCGAAACGGCUCAACUCGCAUCAUCUGGUACAACUCAAGGCAGUCCGGUGCCGUCUGGUGGAACAGACCCGGUUGUUGAUACGCCGAUGAAGGAUGUACCGGCAGCAUUGCCUUCUCCUCCGAACAUUCCCUCUCCAGCCGUCGUUCUCAAUGACGCACUGGUUGUCAAGAUUAAAUCGCCUGAGCUUCGAGUUCAAAUGCCGCCUGUCCCUGCCUUCAGUAGCUCGAAUAGUCCGAAAACCGCCGUGUCUGCGACAACACCAUUAUCGGCAACGGCCUCAACGGUACAAUCAGCUUUUUCUGCGAGCAGUUUGCCAAGCCCAUUCGGCCGAACCUCAAUGAAUGGCAUUGCUUCUCACCCAGCUCACCCGAGUCCGGUGAAGAAGAAGCUCAGUCUGAGUGAUUACACCAAGAGCAGGAUGAAUAAGACUGUUGCAGCGAAGCCGGUGGGGGCGUCGCUCAAGCCGCCAAGUAUUGCUGCGGAUGAAUCUAAAUCACCAACGAAUACUGACGUGCCACUGUUGGAUCCAGUGCCAGUCGACAACGCCGAGCCAUGA
Messenger RNA from Pseudomassariella vexata, 2802 nucleotides. RefSeq lists its product as uncharacterized. The transcript has a single exon. Gene Ontology annotation, molecular function: protein binding. Bases 1 to 2802 code for a protein of 933 amino acids. Lineage: Eukaryota; Fungi; Ascomycota; Sordariomycetes; Amphisphaeriales; Pseudomassariaceae. The record is from RefSeq and is a predicted model, not a curated record.